Molecule: messenger RNA, 2013 nt
Organism: Ustilago hordei
Lineage: Eukaryota; Fungi; Basidiomycota; Ustilaginomycetes; Ustilaginales; Ustilaginaceae
Product: putative acetyl-CoA synthetase
Exons: 1
Coding region: 1-2013 (670 amino acids)
Cellular component (GO): cytosol
Molecular function (GO): acetyl-CoA synthetase activity; AMP binding
Source: RefSeq, a predicted model, not a curated record
AUGUCUGAAGCUGAAGUUCCCGAGGUCAAGACUUACGACGUCCCCUCGCGUCUCUUGGGCAAGGAUGGCCGUCCUGUUCCUCACGUAGAUGCGGCUAGGUACGAGAAGGACUACCCCGAGUCCAUCAACAACACUGACGAAUUCUUUGGCAAGGUCGCUCGUGAAAUCAUCGACUGGGAUGUCCCCUUCAAGACGGUCCGCUCUGGUGGAUUUGAGAAUGGCGAUGUUGCCUGGUUCAACGAGGGUCGUCUCAACGCCGCUUACAACUGUGUCGACCGAUGGGCUCACAAGUACCCCGACCGUGUCGCCAUCAUCUACGAGGCUGAUGAGCCAGGCCAGCACCAGGAGAUCACCUAUUCGCAGCUCCUCGUCCAGGUCUCGCAGGCCGCCAACAUGCUCAAGUCGCUCGGCGUCAAGAAGGGUGACACUGUCAUUGUCUACCUUCCCAUGAUUCCCGAGGCUGCCGUUGCUCUGCUCGCAACUGCCCGUAUUGGUGCGAUCCACUCGGUCGUCUUUGCCGGUUUCUCCGCCGACUCGCUCCGUGACCGUACCAACGACUGCGGCGCUCGUGUCGUUAUCACCACCGACGAGGGUAAGCGUGGUGGCCGAACCAUUGCUACCAAGAGCAUCGUCGAUGCUGCCCUCAACGAGUGCCCCAAGGUCGAGCACGUCGUUGUUGUCAAGCGUACCGGCGGUCAGGUCAGCAUUGAUGAGAAGCGCGACAUUUGGUGGCACGAGGCUUGCUCGCGUGAGCGUGCUUACUGCCCUCCCGAGUCCGUGAGCUCGGAGGACGCACUGUUUAUCCUCUACACUUCCGGUUCCACCGGUAAGCCCAAGGGUGUUGUCCACGCCACUGCAGGAUACCUUCUCGGUACUGCGUUGACCUUGCGACACGUCUUCGAUGUUCACCCGGACAAAGGCGACCGCUUCGCCUGCAUGGCCGAUGUCGGUUGGAUCACUGGUCACUCGUACAUCGUCUACGGUCCCUUGAUGAACGGCGUUACCACGCUCAUCUUUGAGUCUACCCCUGUCUAUCCCUCUCCUUCGCGAUACUGGGAGAUCGUCGACACCCACAAGCUCACCCAGUUCUACACUGCUCCUACCUCGAUCCGUCUCCUCCGACGCUUGGGUGAGGAACACGUCAAGAAGCACGAUCUCUCCUCACUUCGUGUCAUCGGUUCCGUCGGAGAGCCUAUUAACCCAGAGGCUUGGCACUGGUACAACGACAACGUUGGACGACAGCAGUGUGCCAUUGUUGACACUUACUGGAUGACCGAGUCUGGCUCGAUCAUGAUCACUCCUCUUCCUGGUGCUACCAAGGCUAAGCCCGGUUCGGCGACCUUGCCCUUCUGGGGUAUCAAGCCUGUCUUGCUCGACCCUACCUCGGGCAAGGUGCUCGAAGGCAACAACGUCCAAGGUGUUUUGGCGAUUGGCCAGCCUUGGCCCUCGGUUGCACGAACCGUUUACAACGACCACCAGCGAUUCUUGGACACCUACAUGCGUGCUUACAAGGGUUACUUCUUCACUGGUGACGGUGCAGCUCGUGACAAAGACGGUUACAUCUGGAUCAAGGGUCGUGUGGACGAUGUCAUCAACGUUUCCGGUCAUCGUCUCUCCACUGCUGAGAUCGAGUCGGCUCUUAUCCAGCACCCUGGUGUUGCAGAGACUGCCGUCGUUGGUAUUCCUGACCAAGUCACUGGUCAGACUAUCGCGGCGUAUGUAACCCUCAAGCCCGAGUUCAGCUACGACAGCGCAGACGCCCUUACCAAGGAGCUCGUCAUUCAGGUGCGAAGAAACAUCGGUCCCUUUGCUGCACCCAAGAAGAUCAUCAUCGUUUCAGAUCUGCCCAAGACCCGAUCCGGUAAGAUCAUGCGCCGUCUGCUCAGGAAAUGCGCUUCCCACGAGACCGACAACCUUGGUGACUUGUCGUCGUUGGCUGAUCCUUCCGUGAUUGAUCACAUCAAGGAGAAGACCAACGCCUUUGACAACAAGUCAAGAGGCUCCGAAGUCUAA